Brassica napus (rape) is the source of this 508-nucleotide messenger RNA. RefSeq lists its product as uncharacterized. The record is from RefSeq and is a predicted model, not a curated record. The coding region runs from base 103 to 243 and encodes 46 amino acids. NCBI's taxonomy places the organism in Eukaryota, Viridiplantae, Streptophyta, Magnoliopsida, Brassicales, Brassicaceae. The transcript has a single exon.
AACUCGUAAACGUGUCAAAGCUAGAAGCUUUUCUUCUUCUUACAAGCAUUUGUAGUUAUCACUAAAGACGAGAUCUUGUCGUAACGGAGAAUUUUUAAGAGAAUGAUGUGGAUAAGCGUGCAGACAGCGAUGGAUCUAAUCGUAGCCGGAAUCUCUUUGAUGAUCGGAUUAGGAUUCUUCGCUCUGAUCGCCUCCAUCCUCUGCUCCGUGGCCUUCUUCCACCAUGUCAAAGCUACUUCUUGACAAUCAAAAAAGAGAAUCUUUUUCAAACAAAGAUUGAAUCUUUGAGGGAGACGAAGAGCUUCUCAUUGAUUUAGUUGUAAAAACAAGAGACAUUUGUAAUCUAUUUAAGCUUAAAAGUUUGUUCAUUUCUUGAUUUUUUCUGUUUACGUAUGAACACCAUUCCUCGGAUCCCAUCCGGGUCGGAGACGAGAAUCCGGGGAUCCGGGGCUCCGAGAAGCAUUUUUUAGACAACCGGUUCUUAUCAAAAUGUCGACUUUUUUUUGUU